AUGCCCGCCGCGAGACCACGUCCGUCCAACAGUCCGGAGCGCGCCUCGAAGAAGGCCAAGCCUGCCCCCGCCAUCAACUUUCCGGACGCUGCUGCCCGCACGGCCCUUCGUCAGUCCUACGACGCAUCGACCCCGUUCAAGCACACGAUCGUCAACAACCUCCUCAGCGAUGAGCUCCUCGAGUCCGUAGUCGAGGAGGCUGGCAGCUAUGGCAUGCGCGGAGAGGACAGCGCGCUGCCGGGAUGGGGCUGGGAGCAGAAGCAGACUGACAUUUACACUAUCCAACAAACGCCAGACCUGUCGUCACUAGACCCCAACCAUCUGCCGGAGGAGACGCUGAACGGCCUCCCGAACAUCACGCGCCUCAAGAAUGCGCUCUACUCGGACGAGUUCCGUCAGUUUGUGCAGGACGUGACUGGCUGCGGACCGUUGUCGGCGAAGAAGAAUGACGGCUCGGUUGCGCUGUACACCAAGGGAUCCCACCUGCUCCUUCACGACGACUCGAUCUCGACGCGUGUCAUCUCCUACAUUCUCUACCUUCCCAACUCUCCCAAUGACGCCCCGCCGUCCGAGUUCUCCAAGCCGUCCGAGUGCGGCAAGUUCCAGAAGGGCUGGGACCCGAAAUGGGGUGGAUCGCUCGAGCUGUUCCCGGUCGAGAACGGUGAGGAGCGCGGCCUGCCUUCGGCCAAGGCGAUCGCCAGGGUCCCGGCUUCGUGGGGACAGAUUGUCUUCUUCCAGGUCAAGCCCGGACGCAGCUACCACAGUGUGGAGGAGGUCAUUGUCGGUGACGGACGGAUGCGCCUGGGUGUCUCUGGCUGGUUCCACCGUCCCGAGAAGGGCGAGCCGGGCUACGGCGAGUUUGACGAGGAGAAGGAGAUGCAGGCUCUCAGUUCGCUCGCGCAGAUCACUUCUGCGCCCAUGUUCCCGCUGGUCCCUUACACGACUGAACCCCCGCUUGGAUUGAAGCCUGUGCACAUCAACUUCCUCAAAAAGUUCCUGAAGGACUCGUACUUGUCUCGGGAGAUGCUCGAGAAGCUUGCCGGCCAGUUUGUCGCCUCGUCCGAGGCUGUCCUGCACCACUUCCUCAACCCCGAGCUCGCCGCCAAGAUCAAGAAGGAGUGCGAGGAGGCCGACAAGCGCGACUACCCCGACCGCCUGAUCCCCAAGCAGGAGUGCGGUGAGGGUGACGGCUGGACGCUCCAGGGCCCCAGCAGCAAGCACCGCUACGCCUCGCUCACGGGCAACUCGGAGCACAUGCCCGCCCUGCAGUCUGUUCUCCGGGAUCUGAUUCCCUCCGAGGCGUUCCGCGCUUGGCUCUCGGUCGUUUCGUCGCUCAUGCCCAUGGCCUACCGUUCCGAGGCUCGCCGCUUCCGCCGUGGACUCGACUACACGCUCGCUGCGGGUGAGGCGUCCGCCGGUGAGGUCCGCCUCGACGCGAGCCUUGCCCUCACGCCGUGGGCCGAUGUCCCUCCCGGAAGCGACGAGGAGGAGGCUAUCCUCGAGACGGGCGGUUGGGAGUGCUACCUCCCUGCGCCUGACGCCGACGAGGACCCCGCCGUCUACCAGUCCGCUCUCGCCAAGAAGGCAAAGGAGGCGCUGCCCAACCUCGAGGCCGACAUGGCUGUCGCCGAGGACAAGAAGGCCGCUGAGAAGGCUGCCGAGAAGCCCGCCGAGAAGAAGGCUGCCGCCGCCGAGCCCGAGGCCGAGGCGAAGACGAACGGCGCCAACGGCAAGACGAACGGCGCGAACGGCGCCGAGGCCGACGGCGACGCCAAGAUGGCUGCUGCCGCGGCGGACGACGACAAGCCCAAGCCGUCGAUCUCGAUGGGCGGCGUCGAGCUCGAGUUUGACCCGGACCAGUUCAGCGACUCGGACUUUGACUCAGUCGGCGACGACGACGAGGGCCCCCUCCUCACCAUGGGCCCUGGCUUCAACCGUCUCUCGCUUGUCCUGCGCGACCCCGGCGUCAUGCGUUUCGUCAAGUACCUCUCUGCGAACGCGCCCGGCUCGCGAUGGGACAUUGACGCCGAGUGGGAGGUCGGCAUGAUGGAGGAGGACGAGGAGGAGAUUGUCGUCGUCGAGGGCCAGGGCGACGAGUGUCCUGCCUAA
Molecule: messenger RNA, 2109 nt
Organism: Trichosporon asahii var. asahii CBS 2479
Lineage: Eukaryota; Fungi; Basidiomycota; Tremellomycetes; Trichosporonales; Trichosporonaceae
Product: nucleus protein
Exons: 3
Coding region: 1-2109 (702 amino acids)
Biological process (GO): regulation of translational termination; peptidyl-proline hydroxylation
Cellular component (GO): cytoplasm
Molecular function (GO): peptidyl-proline dioxygenase activity; L-ascorbic acid binding; iron ion binding
Source: RefSeq, a predicted model, not a curated record